Messenger RNA from Daucus carota subsp. sativus, 1054 nucleotides. RefSeq names its product tropinone reductase-like 3. The record is from RefSeq and is a predicted model, not a curated record. Gene Ontology annotation, molecular function: oxidoreductase activity. NCBI's taxonomy places the organism in Eukaryota, Viridiplantae, Streptophyta, Magnoliopsida, Apiales, Apiaceae.
GUGGGAAAAGUGUUUUUAGAUCCGGCGGCCAGGCCGCCAUAGCAAAGUACAGAGAGUAUCUCGCAUGUUGGCGUGACUCUCCGGGAAAAAAAGGAUAAAUAUUCAGACCAAGCGUUUGGUCUGACUGUGGGGGCUUGAUGGAGAAAAUAGGAAAGAGAUUUCAAGGAAAAGUGGUGAUAGUGACAGCUUCAACUCAAGGCAUAGGCUUUGCAAUUGCUCAACGUCUUGGCUUAGAGGGUGCUUCUCUUGUCAUCUCCUCUCGCAAACAGAAGAAUGUAGACGAGGCUGUGGAAAAGCUCAAGGCGCGGGGAAUUGAAGUGUUAGGGAUGGUUUGCCAUGUGUCCGAUGCUCAACAGAGAAAGAAUCUCGUUGACAAAACUGUUCAGAAAUAUGGAAAAAUUGAUGUGGUCGUGUCCAAUGCUGCUGCGAAUCCAUCUACCGCCACCAUUUUGGAAAGUAAAGAGUCGGUCCUUGAUAAGCUAUGGGAAGUUAACGUGAAAACAGCUAUACUUCUUCUGCAGGAUGCAUCUCCACAUUUAACAAAAGGUUCAUCUGUUAUUUUUAUUUCCUCCAUUGGUGGCUACAAUCCGGCAUCCUCAAUGGCCAUGUAUGGGGUGACGAAAACAGCCCUCCUAGGACUUACCAAGGCUCUUGCAACAGAACUGGCCCCUAAUACUCGAGUUAAUUGCGUUGCACCUGGUUUCGUACCAACACACUUUGCCGAUUUUAUCACAAAGAAUGAGACUAUGAGAAAAACCAUUGAGGGAUCCACGUUACUCAACCGGCUUGGAACUACAGAUGACAUGGCGGCUGCCACUGCUUUUCUGGCUUCUGACGAUGCUUCCUAUAUAACUGGAGAAACAUUGGUGGUUGCUGGUGGAGUGCCUUCCAGGCUGUAGCGCCAUAUUCUGCUAUGCUCUACAAAGCUUUUUUUUUGUUCCCUCAGUUCUCCUUGUAGAGUGUCUUGUAAUUUCCCAUUAUAACAUAAAUGAAAAAUUAUCAAAUAAAUGUUGAAUCCUUGUCUAAUUUAUUACACCAUACAGAAUUGUUACAA